CUUCUCACGAUCAGUCCUUCUCUCAACGCCCUCACGACCAUACGCUUCUGACUUCUGCCUCCUGUCACAUCCGUUCCGUGCCUCGCUGCCUGCCGCUCCACCGUCACCUGUACCCAUCUUCACACCCGCCAAGUAGCCCAGCAUGUCGAACGCGCCCGACCGCUUCGCGCUGUUCAUGCUGGGGCCGGACGAGAAACGCGUCGAGAUCGCCGAGGACACGCAGAUUCCCAACGCGGCCACCAUCACGCUGAACAAGGAGGACCACACGCUCGGCAACAUGCUGCGGCAUGCCGUGCUCGUCGUGCCCGGCGUGCUCUUCUGCGGCUACCGCGUGCCGCACCCGCUCGAGCCGCGCACGCAGAUCAAGAUCCAGACCGACGGCUCGCUGACGCCCGUGCAGGCGCUGCAGGCCGGCUGCGAGUCGGUCAUCUCGCAGAUCGGCACGGUGCGGCAGCAGCUGCGCAACGAGCUGCAGGCAAAGGAGGCCCAGGGCGCCGACCUGGCCGGCGCCGCGGGCGGUCCGCAACUCGGCGCUGGCGCAUACGGCUACGGCGACGUCUACGGACAGGGCGAUGCCGGCGGCUACGUCGACAUCUGAGCCGACAACUCUCUCCCGCCGUGGCCGCGCUCGCUUGCUCGUCUCUGAUUCCCCCUCCUCUCUGCACCCUGGCUCCGCUCUGCAUUCACAUCUGUAUUCUACUCAUCUGCUACCAAUCGAGACGUGGACUUCUGCAUCGGCGUAAUUCAGGCGCGGUCUGUGGUGCAGAGGAGCUGCAGCGGAGCAGCGCCGUCAUGCGCAUCUGCGUCCGUGGCGGCGCCCCGUCCUCGGCAGCGCGGCCUUGUGCUGAGCGUCCGCCAGGGCCUCGAGCUGCGCUUCGGAGCUGGCGGGGCCUUCGUUGUCGGUGGGAGCAGACGUAUCAGACUUUAGAGCUUGAGACGAGAUCGCAGUCGAUGGGGCUCUGCGAGGGCAUGUCUCGGCGCGCAAUGUGGGCCAGCAGCGCAUGUGCCGCGACGGCUGUGUGCAGUCAGAAUUGCAGCGUCAUUCGGCGCACACAGGCGGCAAACUGCAGUACGAGGGUGUGAGCGGCUGAAGCUGG
Tilletiopsis washingtonensis is the source of this 1097-nucleotide messenger RNA. Its product is annotated as RBP11-like subunits of RNA polymerase. Gene Ontology annotation, biological process: transcription by RNA polymerase II. Gene Ontology annotation, cellular component: RNA polymerase II, core complex. The coding region runs from base 143 to 598 and encodes 151 amino acids. Gene Ontology annotation, molecular function: protein dimerization activity; DNA binding. The record is from RefSeq and is a predicted model, not a curated record. Lineage: Eukaryota; Fungi; Basidiomycota; Exobasidiomycetes; Entylomatales. The transcript is spliced from 3 exons.